Messenger RNA from Exophiala viscosa, 1622 nucleotides. Its product is annotated as DnaJ protein, subfamily C, member 2. The transcript is spliced from 3 exons. NCBI's taxonomy places the organism in Eukaryota, Fungi, Ascomycota, Eurotiomycetes, Chaetothyriales, Herpotrichiellaceae. The coding region runs from base 58 to 1395 and encodes 445 amino acids. Gene Ontology annotation, molecular function: Hsp70 protein binding; ribosome binding. Gene Ontology annotation, cellular component: cytosol. The record is from RefSeq and is a predicted model, not a curated record. Gene Ontology annotation, biological process: regulation of translational fidelity; 'de novo' cotranslational protein folding.
UGUGAAGUCCACUCCAUCGCCAACGACCCUGCAACUCUAGAAGAGUUGGAAGCAGAGAUGACCGCCACUGUUCUUCCCCCUCCGCCUGCGGACUUCAAAGGCGAGAGCGAUACAAACCCUGCUUUCCGCCCCCUCGGGUCUCUCUCCUCCUCAAUUGAGCGCAAAGUCGAGCCCUACGGUGCUCAGUUCCUCGCCCACGCUCGUCGUAAGCGCCAUGGGCGCACUUUCAGCGAGGAUGACAGAAUACAAGCUGCUUCUCGUGCCAAAAAGGUCGAGGAAGAAGAUGACGGCGAGAUCAGUGAGCCUGAGGAUCCCAUGAUGCUCGCUCGAGACGCCAAAGAUUGGAGAGGUCAAGAUCACUACGCCGUGCUCGGUCUCUCGAAAUAUCGCUUCAAAGCCACGGACGAGCAGAUCAAGAAAGCUCACCGAAAGAAGGUCCUUAAACACCAUCCUGACAAGAAAGCCGCUGCAGGCCUUGCGGAGAACGACUCAUUCUUUAAAUGCAUUCAACGAGCAAACGAAAUCCUAUCUGAUCCUGUCAAGCGCCGCCAAUUCGACUCCGUGGAUGAGGCCGCUGAUGUUGAACCACCCAGCAAGAAAGAGACACAGAAGCCCAGUGCUUUCUACAAGAAAUGGAACGCAGUCUUCGAGAGUGAAGGCCGCUUCAGCAACAAACAGCCAGUCCCGAAACUAGGAGACGACAACAGCACGAAAGAAGAAGUAGAAGAGUUCUACGAUUUCUUUUACAGCUUUGACUCAUGGCGUACUUUCGAAUAUCUGGACGAGGACGUUCCUGACGACAACGAAGGCCGUGAUCACAAGAGACACAUUUUGAAGAAGAACCAAAAUCAACGUAAGAAGCGCAAGUCUGAGGACAUCGCACGUCUGCGCCAGUUGGUCGAUGACUGCUUGGCUCAAGAUCAACGUAUCAAGAAAUUCCGCGAGCAAGCCAACAAGAACAAGAACAAGAAGAAGUUCGAAAAGGAAGAAGCUGCGAAGCGCGAGGCCGAGGAGAAAGCUCGUGCCAAAGAAGAAGAAGAGCGCAAGAAGAAGGAAGAUGAGGAGAAGGCCAAAGUCGAGAAGGAGCAGAACAAGAAGGCCAAAGAAGCGGCAAAGAACGCAGUCAAAAAGAACAAGCGUGUCGUCAAGGGUAGCGUCAAGGACGUCAACUACUUCGCCGAAGGUGAAGCCAGUGCCUCCGAUGUCGACAGUGUUCUGGACGAUGUCGACAAGAUUUUGGGCAGCAUCGAUCCGGAUCAAUUGGCUGACUUGGUCUCCAAGUUGAAUGUCGCUGGCAAAGAUGCUGGCAAGGUCAAGGAAGCGUUCUCCGAGACGACUGGCGGUCUUGUCGGUGCUGGCAAGCUUAAGGAGGGCGAUCUCAAGGUGUUGAAAUGAGCCAUUGACCACAGUCCAUGAAAGCAAGCGAAUGAACUGUUGUUGGCGAGCUGAGGGACAGGAAGUUUAGGCUGGAUACGCGAGACCAAAAGAGAGUUCUGCAUACUGCAAACUACGAUCAAGCAAGCAUGUUCAAGCAGGUAGAGAAGGGCUUAUGAUGUCGAUAGCAGGCAAAACCGCGACAAACUCAAGGACGCACUUGCAGAGCAUCAAUGCGAAUUAGACUA